AUACUUUAUGCACUUCCGCUUAGCAACCAAUGGCGGACGAAGAAACAACUUUUUAGAAACAUAAAAAAUACAUAAAUCGAAAUGACUGAUGUUCAAAAGCCUGGCACCCCUAAAAGGGUGACCAUGGUUGGUGAACCAAGAAACACUUCUGCUGGGUCUAGAGGCAGUGCAAAAAGAAAUGGCUCUCCAGAAAAAAGGGUUCCAAGUGCAGUUCAAAGAUGGAAAAGACAACAUGAACAAAGCAUGAUGGAAAAACUUGUUGGUUUAAGAAAUACUAAAAAGGAGCUAACAAAGAUAUCAAAAGAGCAAGCAACAAAUCUUGCUAGAAAAAUCCCUACUGAGCUUUUAGCAAGAGAUUGGUUAAAUGUUAUCGAGGCAACUCUUGAAACAAGAGCAUAUCUUGUAGAGAAAUUGAUGCCAACAUUAAUUCUUGGAAUGGAAAAGUUACUCAAUGAAGCAGAUAAAAGGGGACUUGCAAAUGGCAGUGAUAAACGUGAUCCAAAUUUUAACCCGAUUAAUCAUCUAGCACAAUAUCUCAUGAGAAAUAAUCCAAGAUAUAGUAAUUUCUCAGAGGCAUCACCAUAUGUGCGAAGUCUUCGAGAAGUCAAUGAGGAACUUAAGAAAGAACUCUUCAAUAUUGAAGACAACAGAUUGGCAAGAAUCAAGGCUGAAGCAAAGCGGCGACGUGAUGAAAGAGAGAAAAUGGAAGAGCAGAAAAUGUUUGAGCAGAAAGAAAGGAUGAAACUUCUAAUGAAACAGUUUAUGGAAUGGUGUGUUAAUCCAAGUGGAAGUGUUGAAUUACAACUGCUCCAGAAUGCUUUAAGAUCAUUUGUGGAAUUAUCUGAGAGAUUCCCAGAUCAUUUGAGUGAGGCAGCUAAACUAAGCCACCCACUUGAGCCAACAGAUGUUACUGGAAAGGCACUAACAGUCAAGGAGUUUGCUAAGUAUUUUGCAUCAUAUACAUCAGAACUGAACAGUGAGCUGUUUGAUAGAUUUAUGUUACACAUGACAAAAUGUGCUGCUGCCCACAGAUCACUGUCACACAGAGAGGCCCGGAGAAUUCACCUUACUAAUCUCUUCCUGUCAUGUGACCAUAGUGGUAUUGGUUUACUGGACAGACAUCGGGUGUUGAGUUUGUUUGAAAACUACUGGGACUCUGCCAAGGAGGAGAUUAAACAUAACCUUAGAAACCCAAGAAAAUGGCCAGUUGUUGAAGUUGAUGAAGCAGACGACACAUUGAGUGAUGAUGAGGAGGUAAAGGAGGAGCAGAUACCAUCAUUACCAGCCACAACAGAGCCUCCACGCUCCCCUCCACCUGUAACUGCAGAACCUAGGGAACAAACUAUAGUAGAACAAAAGGAAGAUGAAGCAUCAGAUAAAGGGGAGCCAACUCCUGAAACACAGCAACAAGAUGCCAAAGAGGAACAAACUGACCAAAAGAUAGAGGAAAAACCAGAACAACAAAAGGAAGAAACAGAUGGUGAAAAGGAGGCUGGACCAGAACAAACUACUGAACAGGUCGCAGAAAAGAAACCAGAAGAAGCAGAGAAAGAAGAAGAAAAUAAAGGGGAGGGUCAGGAGAAAGAAAAAACUGAUACAGAAUUGAAACAAGAAGAACAGAAACCAGAAAGUGCUAAAGAAGAAGAGACUGCAGAACUAUUAAAGAAAGAUGAAGCAAAACCAGAAGAAAACAAAGAAACAACAGAUAUUGACACUUCAGGAAAAGAAAGUGAUACUAAACCAGAUGAAUCUGGGUCACAGAAAUCUGAGACGAAGGAAGGGGGUACAAGUACAGAAUUACCUGAUCAAGGUCCAGAACCACCAUCAACAGCUGGGGAGACAACUGAACAACAAAAAGCUGAUGAAUCAAUUGAGGAAAAAGAAAAAGAAGGAGACAUUGAAUCAGAUGUAGCAUUGACUGGGGAAUUACUACAGAGUCAACCAAAGACACCAGGUACAGGAACACAACAAGCUGUAUCAUUUGCUGAAGGGACAAACUUUGAGAGGGAGAAAACAGCUAUGACACAGAUAAGCCGUAGUCACUCUCAGAUGUCAAUAUUUGAUGAGAACUCUGUCAACGUAUCACAGUUUGUUCAACUAACAGAGACAUUCCUUGGUGACGAGCCAUCUACCAAAGGUUUUGAAACGUUGAUGAAAUAUAUCAAGUCUGAGUACCAGGAGACAGAAGAGGAGAAAAUGGAGAGAUUGGUCAGGGCUAGAAGAGAGGCGAUGUCAUCACGUAGGAAGAUGUUGCUGGAUCAGUUGUUUGAUAAGUGGGACAAUGAUGGCUCUGGUUAUCUUGAUCAGGAUGAGGUGGAAAAUGUCAUGAUGAAAUACAAAGAUGGUCAAGAAAGUGAGGCCAUUGAAACAGCUAAAGUUGAAAUGAAAAAGAAGACAAAGCACCCAACUGACAACCGUCUGAGCAAGAGGGAGUUCCGUAACUUUGUAACCCUGGUAGCAGAUGCGAUGCCAGGAGCUGAUGCGGAAUUCGAAUAUUUCAUUGAGUUCUUAAACAAUAGUGUGGAGGACUUUGUUAAAGUCAAAAAGCGCACAUAUGCUGAGCGUAUUCGAGGCGAAGCCCGUAAGAAGUGGUUACAAUACAUUAUCACAGCAGCCGACACUGGUGGGGCCUCCAUUGAACCUGUCUAUAAAGCUGUGUUCCAGGCAUUGUAUAAGGAUGCCGAAGCUCAUGGUGGUGGUAAGAACAUCAGUGCCAACAUCUCCAUGUUGGAACGUAAUACUACAGAUCGUACACGAGGUGACGUUGUUUUACGAUAUGUAGCUGCUACAACUGAAGAUGCCGACUUUCUGCUUGGAAAGAUUCUGUACAAGGAUAUGAUGGGAAUUAGUUUCUCAGCAGUCGAGACUGGCAAACCAAUUCAUGUACCAAGAGUAGCUAAUCAUGGGAACAUCAUGUUCUGGAACCCAUACAGAAAACCAGACGAGCGUGAGGGGUCGUUCAUUGUAAUUCCUCUUAAGGACCGACGUAAGCGUGUAUUUGGUCUCCUGGGUAUAGACACACUCAGUGAUCAUCAUACAAAGAGUAUCUUCAUCACACACGAGAUUCAGUUCUUCCAGGGUGUGGCAAAAUCAUUUAGCAUUGCCUACCAUGCAAUUGACAUGCGCAAAAAACUGUUGCGUAUCACAGAAAGUGCGGUGUCCUGGAUCCAUCGUCGUAGUCCACAUGUGAAGGAAGUUGUUGCAUACAUUGUGGAACCAGAUGAGGAGAGCAAAGACUUUGUACUGAGAAAAAUGAUGAUGACAGAUAAGAGAGGAAGCAUCCAGAACAUGCAGAACCCUCCACGUCUCGAGAGGAAAGAUAACCUCUUCCGAGACUAUUUGUUUAAAGCAGUUGACAAUUCUGAGAGUGUAUCAGCAGACGCAUAUGGAGAGCGCCACCUGGCGUUCCCAUUGAGAGAUGAUCAAGGCCGGGCAUCAGCUAUACUAGACAUUAGUAUUGGAGAGAUGAAACAACUGCCAAGUCAUGAGAACCGGGAAGUUCAGAGAAUGUUGCGUCUGCUGCAGAUGGCUCACAAGGAAAUCACUAAGGAAAUGGCUGGAGAGGAGAAAAAUGUUGUCCUAGAGGCUGAGCAGAAUGAGGAAUCGAGGAUGGACAUUAUGUUUGAUCGUCUGAUGUUGAUGGAAUUGAGAGAAAAUGUCAACAAACUGGACACAAAGGCAUUUGCUGAGCUUCGUAGCUAUAAUGAUCCUCCAAGAAUUGUACAUGAUAUACUCAAGUCAGUGAAGGCUAUAUUUGACUUUGAGGAGACAGAACAAGGGCUUUAUGAUGACUGGCAACAAAUGAAAGGGCAAAUCAACAAUGAGCUUCUACAGAAACUUGCUACCUAUGACCCGACGGCUGGUCAAGAUCUUAUUCAGCCUGAAAAAAUUGAGAAAUACCUCAAGGAUGUCCCUCAUGGGGAGGUAGCUAAACACAGCUCUGUACCAGCACAACACAUGUACAAUUGGGUGUUCGUCUGUCUGUCUCUUAUAGAGCAUACACUGAAAAUGCGGGAAAAUAAUGCAGAUAUUCUUCCACCAGAGAGUGAGAAGGAAAAUAGCGGGGAGAACCUUUUACAACAGGAAACUGAGGCGGAAAGUUAAAGGUCAAGGAGUGUUAAAUGACUUGCAUACAACACUUUCAUUUCUAGGGGUAUCAUUCAAUAUGCAUGACUAUUUUCAAAUUGUAUAUAUCUAAUUAAAGAUAGAUUAUUUUCCAGUGUUUAUAUAAAUGAUCUAAUAAUUUUGUAUUUCAUUGACUGGACAGAAGCACUGAUAGUAUGUUCUUGAAAUCUCUCUCCCUAUAAGUUUGUGAAAAAAUCUAGAAUAGAAAAGAAAAAAAAUUGUGCCAAGCAAUUUGCCAAACUCUGCGGUUUAUUAUUGCCUGUGAUAUAUCAAUUACAAUGUAUAUAAUUGGUACAAGUAAAGAGUAUUUCUUUUACCUGAGAGUUUUAACUCAACUUUGAUAUUAAUCAAAUAUGAUGAACCCUCCAUAAGCAUGUACUAGUAUAUUUUUGUUAUGGUCUAAUUGUGUCACAAGAUGAUGUUUGAUUUUUACAUAAGAAUACAUGUAUAUUCAUUAAUGAGCAUUUUUUG
Molecule: messenger RNA, 4596 nt
Organism: Ruditapes philippinarum (Manila clam)
Lineage: Eukaryota; Metazoa; Mollusca; Bivalvia; Venerida; Veneridae
Product: EF-hand calcium-binding domain-containing protein 5-like
Exons: 21
Coding region: 82-4104 (1340 amino acids)
Molecular function (GO): calcium ion binding; protein binding
Source: RefSeq, a predicted model, not a curated record